GUAUCAUGGACCAUAAUGGUUUUUCCUCCAUCUGACAGAUAUAUCCAAGAAAAGGGACUUUGCACCUGAACGUCUUUUGCAGCCUAAAUACAGUAUGGGGUUACAUGUUCGACUUAAAGUCAUCAUGUCUUUGAAAUGUGGCCGUCUCUUCACACUUUUGCUCUUUAUUCUGCCUGUCACAGGAAUCAAAGACGGAAGAGGGGAAACCCCGUUAGAGACCCUUCAAGCUAUCAACUUAACAAACAUGUCAAACCCAUCAAAGCAGAAUUCAGGGGUCAGAUCUUUAUUUGAAAUGGAACGACAUCGAAUCAAGAGGUCAGAAUUCUUCCACUCAGAGGUGAAAGUUUGUCCACAGGAUUCAGUGAGAGAGGUCAUAGCAAGCCAUAAAGCGUACUACACACUUCGAGUUUGUCAGGAGGCAGUGUGGGAGGCAUUUCGAAUCUUUCUAGACAGAAUUCCCAGCAGCUCAGAAUAUCAGAAAUGGGUCCAGUCAUGUCAGCAUGAGUCGCUGUGCAUCUCUGAUCUUGCUAUGAACUUCAGCAAUUCUCAGGAACAUACUGAUAUGGUCUACAGGAGGGUUAAUCUGAAUAAUGAAAAAUUGCUAGAACGAAAAGUAACUGAAAAGCCAGAAACAGAUGGAACACAAGGAACGGAAGGUCCAGUGGAGGAUCUGACUAAAGCAGCCGUAGAUGAUUCGGUUCCCAAAUCCGAAUCUACUUCUGUCAGCACUACAACACACACCUCCACUGCCUCACAGGAGUUGGACCUUCAAAAUGUGGUUCCAGAAAAUCCAGUUCAUCAGGUGAUAGAGUUUACCAUUACACUGAUGGACUCUGGGUACCAAGAGAUACUGAGUGACAAAGAUUCACCUCAGUAUCAUGACCUAUCACUACAUCUCCAAGAUCAGAUGCAACAAGUUUUGGAUGGCCUACCUGGAUUUAUGGAUGUCCAAGUGUUAAGAAUUAGUGAGACAGAACCAUCUGAAGGGGCUGCAGGAAUAUCAGUGAUCUACACAGUGGUUUUUGAGACUACUACACUUAACAUUGCUGAUGAAAGUUUAAACACUGGCACAGUGGUUUCAUCUACAGGACCAAGUCUGAAGGAUACAAUAGUUAAAGCACUGAUUGAAAAGUCAUCUCUUCUUGAUCUUGAUUCACUGACAUUUGAGACAGGCAAAGACCAAUCCUCAACCAGACCGCCUGUUUUUGAGGUAUCUGAAGACAUUACAGCUAAGCUACCAUAUUAUUUUCCCUUUGAUGAAGACUCAUAUGAUGACAUCAGUUUCACAACAAAAGAAACAGUGGUUGAAGUUCAUCGUUCAUCAGAUGCUGAUCAGAAUGCUCUGGAUAAAAUUUGGGAUCAAACAACUGCCGCAGAGAUAGCCAUCACCCCAACCCAUAACCCAACACAGCCAAUAACUGAACCAGAAAAUGGGGCCGUCAUCAUACAUCUGCUAGAAACUAUUCAAGGUGAAACUGAGGAAGACACUAAGGGAGAGGAUGUCCCUAAACAACAUACACUACCUGUGGAGGAAACUGCUUCCCUGCCUAUGGAGGAGACAGCAUUAGUGCCUAUGGUCGAGAAACCAUCAUUACCUGUGGAGAAAACUGCUUCCCUGCCUAUGAAGGAGGCUGCAUUACUAUCUAUGGAGGAAACUGCAAAAUCACCUGUUGAGGAAACUGUCUCACUGCCUAUGGAGGUGACUGCAUCACUACCUGUGGAGGAGACUGCAUCAUUACCUGUGGAAGUGACUGCAUCAUUACCUAUGGAUGAAACUGCUUCGCUGCCUGUGGAGGAGACUGAUUCACUGCCUGUGGAGGUGACUGUAUCAUUACCUAUAGAGGAGACUCCAUCAUUAACUGUGGUGGAAACUGCAAAAUCACCUGUGGAGGAAACUGCCUCACUGCCUAUGGAGGUGACUGCAUCACUACCUGUGGAGGAGACUGCAUCAUUAACUGUGGAAGUGACUGCAUCAUUACCUGUGGAUGAAACUGCUUCACUGCCUGUGGAGGAGACUGAUUCACUGCCUGUGGAGGUGACUGUAUCAUUACCUAUGGAGGAGACUCCAUCAUUAACUGUGGUAGAAACUGCAAAAUCACCUGUGGAGGAAACUGUCUCACUGCCUAUGGAGGUGACUGCAUCACUACCUGUGGAGGAGACUGCAUCAUUACCUGUGGAAGUGACUGCAUCAUUACCUAUGGAUGAAACUGCUUCACUGCCUAUGGAGGAGACUGCUUCACUGCCUGUGGAGGUGACUGUAUCAUUACCUAUGGAGGAGACUCCAUCAUUAACUGUUGUGGAAACUGCAAAAUCACCUGUGGAGAAAACUGUCUCACUGCCUAUGGAGGUGACUGCAUCACUACCUGUGGAGGAGACUGCAUCAUUACCUGUGGAAGUGACUGCAUCAUUACCUAUGGAUGAAACUGCUUCACUGCCUGUGAAGGUGACUGUAUCAUUACCUAUGGAGGAGACUCCAUCAUUAACUGUGGUGGAAACUGCAAAAUCACCUGUGGAGGAAACUGUCUCAUUGCCUAUGGAUGUGACUGCAUUAUUAAAUAUUGCAGAGACUUUUUCACUACCUGAGGAGGAGACUGCAUCAUUAACACUUGCAACUGAUUCUCCUUUGACAACUAUGUCUGCAGACCUUGGACCUUUUGAAGUAGUUUUAACAGAUGCACCUGUCAUUACUUCAACACCUGUGGAAGAGGAAGAGGAUUCUGGUUCGCCAACUGAAAGAGUGGAAUCACCUGUUGUCCAGGACACUGUACCUAAGGAGUUAGAAGUUGUAAGAGUUCAGAAAGUGGAAAAUGAGGACCCCUCAAUUAAUUCAGAAGUUCUAGCCACUGAUUUAGACCAAAUGGAUGUAGUAAGUACAGAGACCAUUGACUUGUUGAGUUAUGAUGGUGGAUAUUCUUUUCCAAAUGAAGGACAUCCAUUGCAGACAACACAAGCACCAUCACUGAAGUACAUGACAACUCCCUCAAUGACCACAGCUACCAAAGGCAAAGAGCUAGUAGUGUUUUUCAGUUUGCGUGUUACAAACGUGAUGUUCUCAGAAGAUCUUUUCAAUAGGAGCUCCGCAGAAUAUAGAUCAUUGGAAAACAGAUUUUUAGAACUGCUACUCCCGUACCUACAGUCUAACCUAACAGGCUUUAAGCAGUUAGAAAUCCUAAACUUCAGAAAUGGAAGCGUGGUGGUCAACAGCAAGAUGAAAUUUGCCAAGUCUGUGCCAUAUAACAUUACUCAGGCGGUCCAAGGAGUCUUGGAAGACUUCUGUGAUGCUGCGGCCCAGCGUCUGGACAUAAAGAUUGACAGCCAUUCCUUAGAUAUAGAACCAGCUGAUGAAGCGGAUCCUUGCAAGUUUCUUGCCUGCAAUGAGUUUUCCAAAUGUGUGGUGAACCGGUGGACAAAGGAAGCUCAAUGUUUGUGUGAGCCUGGCUACGUAACGCUGAAUGGACUGCCAUGUCAAAGUCUCUGUGUUGUCCAGCCUGAUUUCUGUCUGAAUGGAGGAAAGUGUGAGAUUUUACCAGGGCAUGGUGCUGCUUGCAGAUGUCCUGUAGGUAAAUUCUGGCACUUUAUCGGGGAGAGAUGUGCAGAACUGGUCGUGCUGCCUCUAGACCCCUUUCUUUCCCUAGUUUGCCUAGUGGGGGCGCUCGCCUUUCUUUAUGCCAUAAUUUCUCUCAUGUUAUCUAUGUGCAGGAAAUGUGUACGGACCAGAAAGACACUAACUCUAGUAGACAGACAGCAGUCCACAAUACCAGGCCUGAUGAGUUAAUCACUGAAGAUUCACACAUUAGAAUACCUGGCUGUUUGUGAGAGCUGGGAUGAUGCAUUUUAUGUUUUCCUCCAAUGAUGCUUGACUCAUGAAGACUCCAGAUUCAGAAUGAGCAGCAAAACUUCCUGAACAAAUGGGUCAAGUCUAGACGCUGUUGAUUCAUAUUUGACCCAUCAGAAACACUGAAUGUCAAAAGUGAAUGUUUGCACAUGAUUGCAGAAAUUAUUUAGUUUCCUCACAAUGAGGAAAUUAUUAGUCAUUCUCAGAGAAUACAUAAUGUGUUUCAACAUUCUUAAAAUGGGAACAUAUUGUGAUUUGGUAUUUAAUUAUUAUAAAUUAAAGCGUACUUAAGCGUAGUGAAGGCAUUUUUGUCAUUUAGCAUGGUUGUCCUGUGAAAAGCAGAAAAGUACAGACUUCUUUGGAAACAUUCUUUGAUUGAUAUACUAUGGGGUGCCGAAUGUAAAAUAAGUCAGGUUGCAAAAACAUAAAAAAAUAAACAUUUAAAAAUGUCACAUUUGCCCAAAUGACUCAUAAAAUGUCUAUAAUUUUGGCUAAAAUUCUAAUGUAAAUCAUAAGUAUAGAACUUGCUAAACGUAAAUCUCAUUAUUGAGCCACACUUAAUCGGAUGCGAAUUUCCAAAGCAAAUGAGAUGAGUGUGACUGGCAUCAAGUUCUUACUGUUAAGACCGCCCAGUGGCAUCACUAGUUUGCAUGUUUUCUAAAAGGUUAGUUUAAGGUUUCAAUUUACAUAUA
Xyrauchen texanus (razorback sucker) is the source of this 4527-nucleotide messenger RNA. RefSeq names its product interphotoreceptor matrix proteoglycan 1. The record is from RefSeq and is a predicted model, not a curated record. Bases 95 to 3775 code for a protein of 1226 amino acids. Gene Ontology annotation, biological process: visual perception. The transcript is spliced from 18 exons. NCBI's taxonomy places the organism in Eukaryota, Metazoa, Chordata, Actinopteri, Cypriniformes, Catostomidae.